Coccomyxa subellipsoidea C-169 is the source of this 1500-nucleotide messenger RNA. RefSeq lists its product as hypothetical. The transcript has 5 exons. The coding region runs from base 74 to 1045 and encodes 323 amino acids. Lineage: Eukaryota; Viridiplantae; Chlorophyta; Trebouxiophyceae; Coccomyxaceae. The record is from RefSeq and is a predicted model, not a curated record.
GUGCAUCAGUGGAUUCUUCACGUAGCGCAGUUCAGGACCGGAAAGCAAGCUAUUAAGGAAAUGAUAGACGACGAUGGCAGUUGUGAGAAUUAGAGUUGUCGAUGGCGAUCGAGUGUCCACUGAGUCGCUACGAACUCCCAUCACCGCAGGAGAAGCUAGGGAGACAUUGCAGCAGUAUAACCGACGAUGGAUGGGCAAGCUGGCCGCCGUGGGCAGUGAAAUACACUUGGGAGGUCGCACAGACCUGGUGCCCGGAGAGACCUACAUCCUGACCGUGACAAGGGAUGCUGGUCUGGAAGAGAAGCUUGAAGGUCUGGCGGAACUAGUGGCAGGUCAUGCGAAAGUACUUCUCCCAGAGACAAUUGACCUGGUGAAGACGGCCACCUGCUUGUUCGCUGAUGAGGAUGACCAGUUCACAGGAUUGGGCUGCUUCUAUGGGCCCCACUGGGGCAUCACCUGCUACCAUAACCUAGUGGAGCCACUUGAUUCACACGACCCAAAUGUGGUGCAGGAGCCCUCCUUGGGAGAAGAAAUCGAGGUGUAUGUUUUCAAACAGGGCAGGUACCAGCGCAUCUCGGUCACAAUCACGGAGCUGAGCAAAGAGCAUGAUUUUGUUUGCUUUAUCACCGAGCAGGAGCAGCCCUUCUUACAAUUGCACCGAGAUCCCAGCGUCUUGGAGUCAGCCAGGGAAUUCGUACUGUGCUCUUUCCACUUGCAAGCUGGCUUGGGCGACCUUGCCAGUGACUUUGGCAUUGGUCUGGCACCAUAUAGGGCGUUGUUUUUGCGCUUCAGCAAGCACGCAAACCAUAUGGUGUACGAUGUCAACUGCGCACCCGGUGACUCUGGUGCAGCGCUGUUGCUGUUUGAAGGCCGUGUGAUAGGGAUGCAUCAAGAAGGUAUAAAUAAUCUCAUUGGGGAAUUUGACCCCACCAGGCCAAUGCAUGCGAGAUUAGAUGAUCUCACGGAGUCUGCCCUUGCAGCUGCCCGGAGUGUAGGACAGGGUGGUCUUGGUUUGUUGGCCAGGUGUUUUCCUCAGGCAGUUUGAGGCAUGGGACACAUAUAGAAUGUUUGAUACAUGCAGAAGUGCAGCGGAGAAUUUUUCAUGGUGCUGGCAGCUGAUAGGACUUGAAGAAAAGAGCAAGUAAACUUUUCAUGUGAGUGCACUCAAAGUCCGUGAAUGUCUCUUAUGACACUACGUAGUGUCAUAUGUACAUUAGUGUAUACAAGCAAUGCAUCACUACCCUUAGUAUAAUUGUCACUUCAAGGACACUCUCAGAAAAAGGAGAGAUGCAUGCAUGGCAUUUGGUGACACUGAUGAUCAUUAAUGAACAGUUGCAUUGUCUGACAUUUGAAAGUUUUGGUUAGUGAUCGAUGAAACUCUUGCUUGGUGCAGCUCUUGAAUUGUAUGCCACUGGCAUGUUCAAAUGAAGUGCAAAAGGUGAAGAUGUAGACCGAGUGCAACACAGCAAGAAUGUGUCAGAUUUAAGAGUCAAGACAGUC